Neltuma alba is the source of this 3872-nucleotide messenger RNA. RefSeq names its product auxin response factor 5. Gene Ontology annotation, cellular component: nucleus. The transcript is spliced from 16 exons. Gene Ontology annotation, biological process: regulation of DNA-templated transcription; response to hormone. The record is from RefSeq and is a predicted model, not a curated record. NCBI's taxonomy places the organism in Eukaryota, Viridiplantae, Streptophyta, Magnoliopsida, Fabales, Fabaceae. Bases 836 to 3646 code for a protein of 936 amino acids. Gene Ontology annotation, molecular function: DNA binding.
CAGAAUUUUUGUUUCUGGCAUUUUGCAUCAGCAAAAUAAAAAUGUUAAAUUUCCGUUACUCGCCAGCUAACAUUAUUUUCGUGCUUUCAAACUAAAGCUCCCGAAUACGUGUAUUUGCUCUAUAUUACGCCACAAAUCUUGCUGUCGCUUUCAGCCAUGCUGACAAUUUAUACUAUCAAUGACAAAGGAAAAAAAAAGUAUAUACUGAUGAAAACGCAAAAAAAAAAAAAAUAUAUAUAUAUAUAUGCACCAUGCAACGUUAAUUGAAGCGGGUGAAGAUGCGAGAAGGAGCAAAGAAUGAAUCGACACAAGCACAACCAGAGAGACGAACUGGUGAAUUAUGCAAAUGCAUAUCCUCGUAAUCCACGCGACACUUUAAAAGUUUAAAGCUGCAAAGGAAUCCGGUGUGUACGAAAGUGUGUAGGGCGGGAUAGGAGCAUGCACACUAUUUGCUGUUGGAAGCAAAGAGAAGAGAGAGAACAAGGGUGAGAGGGCUUUGGUAAUGGUGCUUUUGCUCGACAGGAAAGAAGGAUGGGAUGAGAGGUUUCACUGAGUGAAAGGUCAGUUUCUUGUCGAGAUGGAAACAAGUACUCAACUCUAUAAUACGCCCCAUUCGUGCUUCGGUCCUCGUGCGUUGAUGCAAAACCAUGGUUUUUGGUUUUGCCGAGCCCCACUCUAAGAUUUUCAGACCUCCUUUUGCAGCAAGAAACGUGGGAUCACUCGAUGUGCUAUUUUCCAACCGGGAUUGAAAAAUUGUUGUUUGGUGGACUACACAGGUUUUGAAUCCAAGACGUAGAAACAUGGGCUCUUCUGGUUUACGUUGAAGCGGAGAGCGAUGGCUUUCGUCGAAGACAAGGUUAAAACCGGAGGAUUGAUUGUUGGGGGUCAAUCUCUAGCUGCUGAGAUGAAGAUGUUGAAAGAAAUGCAGGAUCAAUCUGGGGGCCGAAAGAGUAUAAAUUCCGAGUUAUGGCAUGCUUGCGCUGGCCCACUUGUAGGCUUGCCUCAGGUGGGGAGUCUGGUUUAUUAUUUCCCUCAGGGACACAGUGAACAGGUGGCGGCUUCCACUAGAAGAACAGCAACCUCACAGAUUCCAAACUAUCCGAAUCUUCAGUCUCAGUUGCUUUGCCAAGUUCAAAAUGUUGCACUUCAUGCAGAUAAAGACACGGACGAAAUAUACGCUCAAAUGAGUCUCCAACCAUUGAAUUCUGAAAAAGAUGUAUUUCCUAUAUCUGAUUUUGGGAUGAGGCCUAGUAAACAUCCGAGUGAAUUUUUCUGCAAAACUUUGACUGCUAGUGAUACAAGCACGCACGGUGGCUUUUCUGUACCUCGCAGGGCCGCAGAAAAGCUCUUCCCUACAUUGGACUAUACCAUUCAACCCCCAACCCAAGAGCUCGUUGUCCGAGACUUACAUGAUAACACUUGGACAUUCCGACAUAUAUACCGAGGUCAGCCGAAGAGACAUCUUCUCACAACAGGUUGGAGUUUGUUUGUCGGCUCAAAGAGGCUUAAAGCUGGUGAUGCUGUUCUUUUUAUCAGGGACGAGAAAUCACAAUUGCUAGUUGGUGUUAGGCGCGCAAAUCGUCAACAGACAACAUUGCCGUCAUCAGUCCUCUCUGCGGAUAGCAUGCAUAUUGGUGUGCUAGCCGCCGCAGCUCAUGCUGCUGCUAAUCAGAGCCCGUUUACUGUUUUCUACAACCCAAGGGCAUGCACUUCAGAAUUUGUUAUUCCACUGGCUAAAUACAGAAAAGCUGUAUAUGGUACCCAACUCUCAGUUGGCAUGAGAUUCGGUAUGAUGUUUGAGACAGAGGAAUCGGGUAAGCGCAGGUAUAUGGGCACUAUAGUUGGUAUCAGUGACUUGGAUCCUUUGAGGUGGCCUGGUUCAAAGUGGAGAAAUAUUCAGGUGGAGUGGGAUGAGCCAGGGUGUGGUGAUAAGCAAAAUAGAGUUAGUGCUUGGGAAAUUGAGACUCCUGAGAGUCUUUUUAUCUUCCCUUCUUUGACUUCGAGUCUGAAACGACCAUUUCAUUCUGGAUCUUUUGGUGCAGAGAAUGAGUGGGGAACUUUGUUAAGAAGGCCUUUUAUACAAGUUCCUGAAAAUGCAAAUUUGGAGCUCCCAAACUCUUUACAAAAUCUAUACAUGGAACAUCUGAUGAAAGUUCUUUUUAAACCUCAACUGGUGAACAAUCCCGGAGCCUUUUCAUCAGUCAUGCAGCAAGAAUCUGCUGCCAAGAGUGAUGUCUCACAAGAUUUGAAGAAGACAAUAGCGACAGAUAACCAAAAAGCACGUAUCAUGUGUUCAGGGAGCGUACUGCCAAAAAAUCGAGAUCAUUCUCAAUCUCUCCCUGACCAAUCUAAUGCCUUCAACUUGCAUUCUCUGUUGAAAAGUGAUGAAGCUGGCAAACAGCAUCCGCUGCCAAAAAUUGAGAAUGCUCAAUCGUCUGGAGCAGUUUCUGAUAAGGCGCCGUUAGAGUCUGUGGACUUAACUGAUCAUAUCAUCGACUGCCCUUCAAUAGAAGGUAAAGCAGCGGUGAACCCUAUGAACCCACCAGGCCAUGCGAGCCAAAUGGCAUUGCUUAAUCAAAACCAGAGUCCGUGGCCCGGGCAGCCUCAGUUAGAAUCAACAAUAUCUCAUUCUCAAAUGGUUGAUAUUCCUCAAUCUGAUUAUGCUCUUUUAAAUGGCCUGCUUCCUCAGGCGGAUGUUGAUGAAUGGAUGUUGUAUUGCUCCUCGCAAUCUUUUCCUGGAUUGAGUAGAUCAGCCGGGCCUUUGCAAGAACAGUCUCCGCUUCUCCCACAAGCAGUUAAUACUCCUUUGCCCUCCGUGAGUCCAGAAAUGUGGGAUCAUUAUCUCAAAAAUUUCAAGUCGUCACCUCAAGCAGACCAGUUAACAACCAUCUCACAGCAAGGGUUGCAGAAUUUUAACUGUGUAUCUAAUUCAAACAAUCUGAGGGAUCUAUCAGCUGAGAGCAAUAACCAAAGCGGGGUGUAUAGUGGUGUCAAUGUUGAUGCUAGUUACAGUGUAAGUACUAUGGUUGAUCCUUCUACUUCGAGUACCAUUUUGGAUGAUUUUUGCGUGUUGAAGGAGGAUGGGGACUUCCAGAACCCAUCAGAUUGCAUGGUUGGCAACUUAAGCUCGAGCCAGGACGUCCAGUCUCAGAUAACCUCCGCGAGCCUAGCUGAGUCACAUGUUUUCUCUCUGCAAGACAUACCUGACAACUCAGGUGGUGGUGCAUCUUCAAGCCGUGUUGAUUUCGAUGAAAGCAGCUUCUUGCAGAAUAACUCAUGGCCGCAAGUUGCUGCGCCCGUGCGAACCUACACCAAGGUUCAAAAGGCAGGGUCAGUUGGAAGAUCAUUAGAUGUAACCACUUUUAAGAACUACGAGGAACUGAUCUCCGCAAUUGAACGGAUGUUUGGACUUGAGGGUCUGUUGAACGACACCAAAGGUUCAGGAUGGAAAUUGGUAUAUGUAGAUUAUGAAAACGACGUUCUGCUUGUUGGGGAUGAUCCUUGGGAGGAAUUCGUGGGAUGUGUCCGCUGCAUCAGGAUUUUAUCUCCCGUGGAAGUAAAACAGAUGAGCGAGGAGGGAAUGCAGCUUCUAAACAGUGCUGCGGUGCAGCAGUUCAAUGGGCCCAUGUCAGGCGGCUGCCCUUAGGACCACUAAACCGAAUUUUGCGGAUUUCCAUCUAGCUGACUUUGUCAGAAGUUUCUGGGCUUGUUCUUAUGAGUUUUUCUCAUUUAUGAAGGCGACAAGCAAUGUCUUCAAGGAUAUUAUUGUGUAGCUUGUGACGAUUGCAACGAUGAAGUAUUAUAUACUUGGACUGAUACAUUCUUAGAGACAAUUGUAAGAGCUUUAAGAAUCCAAGAUUCCAAAGAACUCA